UGAAAGCAAAACUCUGAAGGCUCGUGCAGCUGCUGCUUCGUAUUUGUGCGUGUGUUGCGUGUGUGUGAAUGUGUGCGUGUGUGAAUGCGAACAAGUUGCUCUUUUUCUUCUGAAGCCAUUCCGAAUGACAGUCGGGUCGCCGGUGAGUAAGUCCUCCUGCAGUGCCAGAAGAAAACCACUCCAAAAUCAACGCCUAUUUGAAUGAAGUCGAUCAGAAUAAGUUUGCGACCGACGCGCAUCCGAAAGCACGCAGUUGAACCAGUUUCGGUUUUAAUUUAGUUGGGGUCUUGUUUUUCCUGCAAUCGGGAGUCAGUAGCAGCUGACGGUGUUGUUUUUUGGGGGCGGCUGUCAGUCGUAAAGAGUCCCAUGUGCCUUAUUGUACAUGAGCAAAGUUCCUAUCACUCAUGAAGUUGUAUCUGGAUCCAGCGUAUUUGCUAAGCCAUAGAGUCAGGUCAACAUGCUAAAGACUCUGACCAAAAAGCUAAGAAGACACUCACUCAAUGAGAUGCAUCCUUUCCAACUCAAGUUUUCUUACCAUGGCGGUGGUGAGGGCGGUGAGAGUGAUGACUCAGAAGGAGAGAACCAGGAACUUGCACAAAUUGACAGAGAGAGACGGCGAAAUUGCGCCCUCACCCCCUUGGCUACGAGUCAGCAGCACAACCAGGGCGCCCCAUCCCCGGCUCGCUUACGACGUCUCCGCCUGCUUCUCGACGCCAAUCUGGAUCGCCACUCUUCAGAGGAAGAGCUGGAGCGGAUCAGUUACGGCGACAGCAGGAAGUGGCUGUCGGCAUUUCCGCAGCGCCACGCCGAUCACCACAGCAGCGCGUCCAGCGAUGAGGAGGUGCGGAACAUAUGUGGCUGCGCUUCGCCCGCCGCCGCCAUUGCCAAGCCUCUGGUGGAGAGCGAAGCUUGUCUGGCCGCCUCGUCCAGCCCCGUGCUCUUCAGCUCCAGCCCGCCGUGCAGCAUCAAGCCACCCCCCAUGCGCUUUCAGCUCCAAGUGGUCCAGCCGGCCACUCGGCCCAUCAUCUUGACCCACUUUGACCAGGCGGCGCCUUAUCGAAAGUAUCGGCACAGCUACGAGUCGGGGAGGCCCAGUCUUGAUCUCGAGAAAAUGCAACAGAAAAUGCUGCUGAAAAAGAACUGCGGAGGAAAAACACGGACCAUAAAGAUUCGAACUUUGAGCGGCAGUCGUCCUCCGGCCAGGUACUCGAGCGAUCCCUCCAUUUUUGCCUUUCGCUCUUUAAGCACGGCGCCCCUGUCCGAGGAUCCUCCGUGCUGAUGAAGAAACGAGCCCACUGGUAGAUGAAGCCUAUCCCUCCUUCUCUCAGAAAGAGUGACUGUUAGGAAAGAGACAUUUGUUUGCACACUCAGGUAUUCCCACCCUGUAACAACGUCACUUUGAUUAUUCCCGUACAACUCCGAUCAGCUUUUUGGAGAAUGCAAUGGCCUGGACGUAACAUUUCGAAGGAUAUUUCAGGUUUUUUUUACCCCUUGGGAUUGAAAGAAAGCAACACGGUUUAUUGAGCACAAAGUCGGAUCUGAAUUUACCUUUGGCUGUGAUCACUUGCAAGGGAAAUCAUGCAUGUAAGACAAUCAAAAUGGUUUCUUCCUACAGCUCAUCAGGUUGUUGGUAACGUCCUCUUCUAAAGAUGGCAUUCAGCCAAUAUCCUAAUGUUUCCAUGCAAAAGGUCACAGUUGCCUACCUGGAAAAGAAACUUUGUCGGAUGGAUGUGUUAUUCUUUUGAAUAUGCAGGUCAUUAUGAGCGACGUAUGUAGUUGCAUCGAGUUGAUGUACAUUUUUCAAUGUAUCCUCUUUCCUUGCACGGAUUCCAUUGUUUUGCAGAAAGAGCGAGACGAAGGAGUACCGAAUAGUUUGCUGCACAUUUGUAACUGGUGCUGUGUAUUGCGCAUAGCCAACUUGUAGUGUGCCAUUUUAUUUUUCACUAUUGUACCUCAUGACUUUUUAGGUAGAAGAGGACCACCGCUAUAUUGUCUCUAAUGCCUUGAAAUAACAUUCCCGUGGGUCGAAAGGAAGCUGAGGUCGGUCUCAGCUGGAAAUUCCAGUUGAUCAAUCUAUUAAAAAAAUCAAAGUCGCCACUGUAAGUGAGAUUUGGCUGAAACGAAUGUAACAUGGUGACCAGUUUGUCAUCCCUUGUCGCACAAAAUGAAUCAAUAAAUGUUCUGUGGCCUCUUGCAUAAA
Messenger RNA from Syngnathus acus (greater pipefish), 2200 nucleotides. RefSeq lists its product as uncharacterized. The coding region runs from base 458 to 1279 and encodes 273 amino acids. Lineage: Eukaryota; Metazoa; Chordata; Actinopteri; Syngnathiformes; Syngnathidae. The record is from RefSeq and is a predicted model, not a curated record. The transcript has 5 exons.